This is a messenger RNA of Alternaria atra, 339 nucleotides long. RefSeq lists its product as uncharacterized. The coding region runs from base 1 to 339 and encodes 112 amino acids. NCBI's taxonomy places the organism in Eukaryota, Fungi, Ascomycota, Dothideomycetes, Pleosporales, Pleosporaceae. The transcript has 2 exons. The record is from RefSeq and is a predicted model, not a curated record.
AUGACUACGUACCUACCUCACCAGACAACAGUGGAAUUUUGGAUCUAUAUCCUCAUAGCGACGAACAUGAUUCUGUUGAUCUUGAUUGUUGAGCUCUUAUAUUCAAAACUGCAGAACUAUAACCGCAUGCCGCCGGAAGCAAAGGCCGCUCCUAAACAAGACUCUACACUCCCCAAGCACAAACCUACCCCCCUGGAUCCAGCACAGUGCCUUGUGGACCCUUAUACAGCCGCGACACGAGCGCGAGAUGAACUCUGCCAACUAUCCUCUAAAGCUCCCAAGCUGAACACGGACGGAACAAUUACUCUUACCCCGGUGCAGAUGGCUUUCUUCCAGUGA